AUGAAAUUAGAAGAAAAGCAAUUGGCUUUUGAUGAACUUGUAAGCCAAAAUGAAAGAAAUGAAAAAAAUUUAAUUGAAAAAGUAAUUGAAAAACAAAAAGAAAUUGAUAAACUUCGAAAGAACGUGGAAGACAGAGAGAAAGAAAUGGACAUGUAUAUUCAAAAGGAGAAGGAAAUGAAUGAUUUUAAGGAAGAAUUAAAAGACAAGAUAUUACUUUUCGAUAGAAUUUUGAGUCUAAAUGAAAGACAUGAGAAAGUAGUAGUUGAAAAACAAAAAGAAAUUAAUGAACUUAAAAAGCAAUUGGAAGACAAAGAUAGGGAAAUGGACAGGCGUAUUCAAUACGAGAAGCUCACCAACUGUGGUCAGAUCACUGGAAAAGAAGACAAAGCAGAUCCUCUCGAGGAGGAACUUGGAGAGAAGGAACAACACGAGAUUGAAGAGCUCCUGAAGGAGUUGAAGAAGAAGCAGCGGGAGAUUGAGGAGCUUUCGUGUCAAAACCUGAGACAAGAGGAGGAACUACAAACGAAGCAGAAGGAAGUUGAACUGAUUAAGAACCUGAUGGAACAAGAUCGGGCCCAGCACUUGGAGUACGUGGAAUCUUGCUUUAGGGAAAUAAACGAGCGCAUAGGCAAGAAGAUCACAGAGAUGGAAGUAGAGGUCUUUUGUCUACACGAAGAAGUUCAGCAGAAGAAACAGAUGGCUGAAGGAACUUGGAGUCCCGUUGGAAAUUCUCAACGAGGAGACCGGACAAGUGAAGGAUGA
Macrobrachium nipponense is the source of this 762-nucleotide messenger RNA. RefSeq names its product DNA ligase 1-like. NCBI's taxonomy places the organism in Eukaryota, Metazoa, Arthropoda, Malacostraca, Decapoda, Palaemonidae. The transcript has a single exon. Bases 1 to 762 code for a protein of 253 amino acids. The record is from RefSeq and is a predicted model, not a curated record.